AUGGAGGACGAUAUGGAUGUUAAACCACCCGUACCGACAGCGGUGACAGCAGCGCAAGACCUCGCGCUGGAAGAUCAGGAGGAAAGUGUGCGGAUCGCUGUGAAAGCUUUGGGCGAUAUGCGGAAUAUGCAUGCGAAUGGGAGUGGGAGUCGUUCAGAUCCACAACAUUCGCGGACGUCGUCGUCGUCCAACCAACGGUUCAACUACGACUAUGACGAUUACGACUACGACGCGGGCAACAAGCUUCCGCCUAUCAAGCUCCCGCCGCUGUCACCUACCAGCUCAGGUGUUUCGAGGCCUUCGACGUCUGCCUCAGGGUCGACGUCGGGUUCUUCAGCAUCCGCGUCCGCCUCUGCCGCCGCUGAACCAUCCACGACAUCUCCCAACGCCCCCGCCACCUCAACCACAUCCCCCAACGCCCCCGCCUUCGUAUCCCGCAUGACUCACCUCCCACUCGUUACCUCCGCCCUGCGGGCAUAUGAACACACCAAAGCCUCGUCUCGCGUCGUCAAGUAUGGCGCGGCGAUGGUCGAAUCUGGUGUGAAAACGCUUGGGAGGCCAGUCAUGGAGAUGUCGAGGCCUGUGAUGGAGCGCCUGCCCGUUGCGGCCGCGGCGGUGGAGGCUGUAGAUGGGUUUGCUUGUAGGCAGCUUGAUCGGUUGGAUAAGUAUACGCGCCCGUCGACGUCCGGGGACCCGAAUGGGGACCCGAAUUCGACGAGCGAUGCUGGAACGAGUACCGGGGGGGAUGUACACCCCAACCCUGACACAAACCUCAAUGCACAGGCACAAGGACCAUCGCCGGCUGAUCGAGAUCGCGGACGACCGAGGCCCAAGCUCCGACCUCGACAUGGAGAUGGAGAGGAAGAUGGAGAUAAAGAUAUGGACGAUGAAAGCCAGCACGAACGCGAGCGGGAUAGGGAGAGCGGGAGGAAUAGAGAGAGGAGGGAGCGGUAUGGUGCUGGAGGCGGGCGGAGUGUCCCGAAGUGGCUCGAAGCUACAAGCCCAUUUGUCGCCCCACCACCACCGCCACCACCCGACUCCUCCCUGCCGUCCUCCCCAUCGUCGUCCGCGGCGUAUGGAUACGGGUACGGGUAUGAUUAUGAGUACGGGAGCCCGCGCUCGGCGUCUCGUAUGGGAUCGUACUCCCGCAGCUCGACGCCCACGAGGGAACGGGAACGGGAAGGAGGCUCGGAGCGCGCGCGGUCGUCUUCUUCUUACGCUCUUGGGCAAAGCGGGAACGCGCAUGGUACGACGCCGAUGACGGAUACCAAUGCGGGUGGUGCUGGUGCUGUUGCUGGUGGGAGCGAGCGCCAAGUCGCGCAGCGUAGCAGGUGGCAAGCGAUGCUUCUCGAAGCGGGAGGUCUGAGCGCGGCGCUGAGCGAGGAGAGUAUGAGGAGGUUGAAGUAUUGUUUGCAAUGGCUUCAGUACGCCACGGCGCACAUCGAUGCGCAAAUUCUAAUUCUUCGCGAUUUCACCGCGUCAUUACAAGCAGCAGCAGCAGCAGCCUCUUCUUCCCCCUCCUCUCCUUCGUCUACCCUCCCGCGCCCGCGCCCACCUAUCUCCGAGGAACACAUGCGCAAGCUCACCGACAUGCGGCGCGACAUCGUACACACGAUCCGGCAGGUCGUCGACGUCGUAUCGAAAUAUGCGGGCGGGGCGUUGCCGGAGCCUGCUAGGGGGCGGGUGAGGGGGUUUAUCUUGAAGUUGCCGCAGAGGUGGGCGAGUCGUGCCGGCGUCGGUUCUGCUGGUGGAGAUAUGAUGGGUGAAGAGAGGGAGAGAGAGAGAGAUGUUGUAGCGGCUGCUGCGGGGUCCGGUACGGGUGUGGUGCGUCGUGCAGGUGGGCAGCGGCGCGCUGCGCAGCGUGAACGCGGGGUCGAUUCGAUGUCGGGGUUGCGCUCUGGUGCGUCGUCAGUAGCUGUGUCGCCUAGCUCGUCGCCGCGCAUUACACGCGCGUCGCUCGGCUCUGCCGCUGCUCCCGGUUCUUCUGCCGCGGCCAAUGGUAGUGGGAGUAGUGGUACAGGUGGACAAGGUGGAGGGGGACAGACGGUAUCGGCGACCGCUGCGCUCGUGGCGUCUCAGCGAAUCUUGACGCUGGCAACGGAGAGUCUGGAUAUGAUGCGCAAUGUGACGAGUGUGGUCAAGGAUAGUUUGGAUAGAGCUGACGCCUGGGUAGGCCGUUUGCGCACCGUAGGCAUCCAGCGCGCCGACUCGGAUUCUGCCUCUGCUAUCGCCCUUGAAAAUCCAGGUGCCAACGCCAAUGCGAAUGGGGAUGGCGAGGGGGAUGGAGAUAUGGAAGGAAGCCUCAUCGUCCCGUCGGACUCUGCUACCGUCGCUUCGUCCCGCGAGGCCGGGCCACAGCGGGAGAGGGGGAAGGAGGAUUUCGAGUUUGAGUUUUCAGAUCGCAUGCGGUAUCGCUCGCAUUCGAAUUCGCAGUUGACGUCGAAUUCGAACUCGAACUCGCAGUUGAACGUGAACUCGCAGUACGGGCACGGUCGUGGAUACGGAUACGGAUACGGGUAUACGCAUAGUCGCAAUGGGAGCACACAAUCGGAUUCUGUGCAUUCGUCGUUCGAUAUAGACAUGGAGGUCGAUGGCGACGGCGACGGCGGGAGCGAGCGUGUCAAGGACAGAGAUGCAGUGCGAGGCGCAGGCGACCGCUCACCAUACUUUAGCGCCGCGUCAUCAACGGCUUGGGGGUCGAGUAUACCAUCCACACCUGGCGCGGGCGCGUCUGUGCAUCCUGCCCUGCCUAUGUCGCCUGUCCGUGCCGGUGCCGGUGCUGGUAAUGGUAAUGGAGCGCUGCAGAGCGGGAUCAGUGCAAUGCGAAUCGGCUCGCGGUAUGGGACACCGAAGAGCGGUGUCGUUGGGUUGCCCGAGGAUGAUGAAGAGGGUGGUGGGGUGAAGCCGCAGAAUGUGGAUGUUUUGGUUGGGUUCAAGGGCGAUUUGAAGGGGCGGCGGCUGUCUUUGGGUGGUGAGGAGGAGGGUAAGGUGAAGCUGAGGACGAAGGAUGUUGCGGCGAUGAGGCAGGAGGAGGAAGAAAUGGACGUCGAUUGUUGA
Psilocybe cubensis is the source of this 3057-nucleotide messenger RNA. RefSeq lists its product as uncharacterized. Gene Ontology annotation, biological process: endoplasmic reticulum unfolded protein response; regulation of transcription by RNA polymerase II; phospholipid biosynthetic process. Bases 1 to 3057 code for a protein of 1018 amino acids. Gene Ontology annotation, cellular component: nucleus; endoplasmic reticulum. The transcript has 5 exons. Gene Ontology annotation, molecular function: transcription corepressor activity. Lineage: Eukaryota; Fungi; Basidiomycota; Agaricomycetes; Agaricales; Agrocybaceae. The record is from RefSeq and is a predicted model, not a curated record.